Molecule: messenger RNA, 2572 nt
Organism: Daphnia magna
Lineage: Eukaryota; Metazoa; Arthropoda; Branchiopoda; Diplostraca; Daphniidae
Source: RefSeq, a predicted model, not a curated record
CAGGCAUAUUUAAUGAUAAAAACGACUUUGCUGAAGUACUCGUAUCUCACUGUACGUCCAGGAUUCUAGUUGCACAUAUCGAAUUUAGGAAAAGUCAACAUGUGCGAGGAAGAAAACAACAAGUUUUGCGGAUACCUUCAACACAAAGGAAAAAAGCGUCUUAUUUCCAUGUGGCGUCGGUGGUACUGCGUCCUAAAUGGACGCCUACUUUUAUUUUACCGGUCCGAAUCUGAUUACUUAAAAUUGGGCAAAUUCCACGAGCGUCUCGAUUUAGGACUCGUCUACGACGUUUUACCAGCACUCGGCGUCGAGAAUGGAAUUCAAAUCUCUACUCACACUGGACCUCACUGGCUGAGAACCACAGAUGAAAAAUCAUACGAACUUUGGUUAGAAGCGUUACAAGCGUCGAUCGUAUUGCGACGACAAGGAUCAACUUUAAGGAAAUCAAAAACGGGAUCUUCCGGGCCUCUCGAAAAAGUUCAAUCUCCCGUUUCGAAUCGAAAUCGUAAAGCUAAAUCAACAAUGAGCGACGUUUUGCUUACGACAGAUGAGCGUGAAACGACAGAUAAGAAAAUUGGAAGCCCAUUUUCAAGGUUUUCGCUUGGCUUCAUACCCGGCCACGGGAAAAAAUACAGCACGUAUGACGGCAGUCGUUCAUUUUUCCGUGUCGAACAAUCACCGAAUGAAGAAUGGGACGUGAAAGAAAAAGUAGAAGAUGACAAGAAGAUCAGCGAAACCCCGAAACUUAGAAAGAAAAAUCGUAAAGCAGCCCGACCCCUCAGCGAGAGCGUUUCGAAUUUCUUGCUGUUAAACAGCCAGAGCUCUGAAAAUGUGGCGGAAACCAAGAUCAAACCAGUUAAAGCAGUUAACAAGAAGAAGAAUUUACCAUCCAUUCCGAAAUUACCCACCAGUUUUGGCGUUGGAAAGCUUUUAUCUCACUUGCAAACGCCUAGUUCGGCCAGUAGUUCUAGAAGACAUAGCAAAAGCAUGAACAGUCUUGUGGACGAUUGUCUUGCUGUUGAGUACAAACAACAGAAAUCUGUUUCCCAAUCAAAUGUCGAUGUUGACGAGAAAGCAACUUUCUUCUCUAAAAGUGAAGACAUUCUAUCAAAACGGGCUUCAGUUACAAUUAGGGUCGACUGUGAGGACAUCGUCGAUGUGGUCGAUAAAAAAGAUGUUGCUCCGGAUCAAACUGACUGCACGAAAGAACCAGAAGGAAACCAACCGGGGGACAAGGUUAUUGUAGCUUCAAGUGUACAACAAAGCUCAGCUUGUGCCGAUGACAACGAUGAUCUGGAAUCGCUAGAUGAUAAAAAGAAAGGCAGUAAAAAGAUGAAGGAGGCUACCCGUCGGAAAUCUGGUUUAGCAAUGCUGAAACAGUUCUUCCUCUCAGCCAAAAUCAGUAUGAAACGCAAAGGGGAAUCCGUCGACAAGGAUAAGCUCUGUGUUAACGAACGCAGUCGCAAAAGUAGCAACGAAAGUGCUGCGGCAUCAGAGAAAAGUUCGGCUAGAACGUCGCUUAUUCUCGAAUCAGAUCAGCAACAUCUCGCGGUACAGAACGAUGUGAUUGCUGAAGAACAGAAGCGACAAGAACAUCAGUCGAAAGAGGAGACGCAAAAAGAAGAGAAGUCGGUGGAACUUAUCGAACGUGAAGUGGCCGAAAGCCCCGUAAUUUCAGUCCUCAAACGAAACGAAUCUCGAAAAUCGGAAGGUGAAAAAUCUGUCCAGGAAGAAGCUUUCAUUUCCGAAAACGCAUAUACUUACGAAGCUAAAAUAAUUGAAAUUGUGGAACCCCAAUCGCCUGGACUGGUUCAUCCGGAAGACGUCGAUCAAACAGCAUCUGAUCCAUUCCAAGACAUCAUUACCCUUCCAAUCAAAUCCGCCAGGAACUCUUCCGAGUCAACACUUUCCCUUGAAAAGGUGAGACCCGCCAGGAAAUCCGUUAUCUCUUGUGAGUAUGUUACCAAAGAGGAUAUAGAGGUGGCGGAACUCAAACCGUUUUUACCUUUAAAAACUAAAGUGAAAUGUCCGUCGCCCGGGUACGACAUACCUCGCAACAGCCCCGUUUCCGUACCCUGCUUCAAAGAAAUCGAACCUGCAGUAAAUCCGGAGGACGUGAUUGAACUUUCUUGUGUUGUGGCUGAUCCCAACUCGACGACAGACAAUGAACUGGAGAAACCAGAACCUUCCAAGAGCUCCGACGAGUUGAAACCGGAUGUUCUAACUGGAGAUUGUAAUGUAUCGAAGACUGAACGUAACAGCGUCCGCAAGCUAUCUCCACUUAUUCAAAUUUUCGAUCACGGUUCAAAUCCGAAGGCACCGAACGCUACGUCAAUGAGGCAUUCCUUGAGUAAGACAAACGCUUUCGAAAAAAGAAUUAGUUUUGCUCAGGCGGAAACUGAAACGGUUCACGAAGAGAUGGUACAAAUUCUUGCAUCCGAUCCGCUUGAAUAACACACUUGUUCUACUAAACUGAUAUCUCCACGCCAUUUCUACUUGUUUUUUUGUUUGUUUGUUUUUUUCUAAUUUAUGCUCUCGUUUAAUUUCUAACAAAUAAACACAAUCAACAAAC